AUGGGGCUGCAGAUGCGCGUGCAGAGGGCAGCAGGGCGCACGGGGCGCACAAGACAGCAGGGCGUGCGAGGCGCGCAGGGCUGCAGGGCGCGCAGGGCGCGCAGGACAGCAGGAAGGGCUGUAGCAGCCGCAGCGAGGACUGUAACAGCAGCAGUAAGGACUGUAGCGGCAGCAGCAGGGCGCGCGGGGCGCACAGGGCAGGCUGCAGGGCGCGCGGGGCGCACAGGGCAGCAGGGCAGCAGGGCGCACGGGGCGCAGCAGGGCUGCAGGGCGCGCGGGGCGCACAGGGCAGCAGGGCGCACAGGGCUGCCGGGCAGCAGGGCGCGCAGGGCAGCAGGACAGCAGGGCGCGCAGGGCGUGCGGGGCGCAGCAGGGCUGCAGGGCGCGCGGGGCGCACAGGGCAGCAGGGCAGCAGGGCUGCAGAUCCCCUCCCCCCACUGCUGCACCCGCAGCAGGGAGAGGGAGGAGAAAAGAGGGGGGGGGGGCGGGGGGGCUGGUGCUGCAGAUCCCCUCCCCCCAACUGCUGCACCCGCAGCAGGGGAAUGGAGGAGAAGAGGGGGGGGGGGGCGGGGGGGGGGCUGCCGCAGCAGGGGGAUGGAGGAGAAAAGGGGGGGGCGGAGGGGGCUGGUGCAGCAGAUCCCCUCCCCCCCACUGCUGCACGCGCAGCAGGGGGAUGGAGGAGAAGGGCGGAGGGGGGGGCGGGGGGGGGGGGGGCUGGUGCUGCAGAUCCCCUCCCCCCCACUGCUGCUUCACUAUCCGUCACCCCCCAGGGAUGAAGGAGAAGGGGGGGGACGGGGGGGGUUGGUGCUGCAGAUCCCCUCCCCCCCACUGCUGCACCCGCAGCAGGGGGAGGUAGGAGAAGGGGGGGGCAGGGGGGGCUGGUGCUGCAGAUCCCCUCCCCCCCACUGCUGCUCCACAAUCCUUCACCCCCCAGGGAUGGAGGAGAAAGGGGGGGCGGGGGGGGGCUGGGCACCGGGGCCGCGGCUAGGGGCGACAGGUCGUGAGGGGCCGAGGUUAGAGGUGACGGGGCCGCGGUUAGGGGCGGCAGGUCGCGAGGGGCCAUAG
Molecule: messenger RNA, 1065 nt
Organism: Closterium sp. Naga37s-1
Lineage: Eukaryota; Viridiplantae; Streptophyta; Zygnematophyceae; Desmidiales; Closteriaceae
Source: the annotation of a GenBank genome assembly